AUGGCAAGGUCAAGCUCCUCCACCAGUACCCCUCAACAAAAGCACGAGGUGUUCCUCAGCUUCAGGGGAGAGGACACACGCUACACUUUCACAGGCCAUCUUUAUACGACCUUAACAAGGCUCGAAGUCAACACAUACAUAGACUACAAUCUUGAGAGAGGGGAAGAGAUAUCAUCAGCACUUCUUAGGGCCAUUGAGGAGGCAAAGCUCUCAGUCAUUGUUUUCUCCAAGAAUUAUGCAAAUUCCAAGUGGUGUUUGGAUGAGCUUGUCAAGAUACUUGAAUGUAAGAGGAUCAAGGGUCAAAUUGUCUUGCCCAUUUUCUAUGACAUAGAUCCCUCCCACGUUCGCAACCAAACAGGAACUUAUGCAGAGGCAUUCGUUAAACAUGAGAAACAACUUCAGGGUAAAAUGGACAAGGUGCAAAAGUGGAGGGAGGCUUUGAGAGAAGCUGCUAAUUACUCUGGUUGGGAUUGCUCUGUCAACAGGAUGGAAUCUGAAGUUAUCGAGAAAAUUGCGAAGGAUGUGUUAGAAAAAUUAAAUCGAGUAUAUGUAGGCGACCUAGAUCAGCAGAUUACAAAGUAUGAGCAACUUGCGCAGCUUCAACAUCAGUAUUUUCAAAGCAUACCUUCGGUUGAAAAUUGGAAAAAUCAUCAAGCAACUGUUCAACGGAUCACUGAACUUAAAAUGGAGAGAAGUAUCCGAAUGCUUCGCUUGUCACCUGACAUGCUUUCGCAUUUGGGGAAUUCAAACAAUAAUAAUAAUUUUCCAUUUUAA
Molecule: messenger RNA, 774 nt
Organism: Gastrolobium bilobum
Lineage: Eukaryota; Viridiplantae; Streptophyta; Magnoliopsida; Fabales; Fabaceae
Product: disease resistance protein RPV1-like
Exons: 2
Coding region: 1-774 (257 amino acids)
Biological process (GO): signal transduction
Source: RefSeq, a predicted model, not a curated record